AACUGUGAGGUGAACAUUGAUGAUUGUCCGAAUCACCGCUGUCAGAAUGGAGCCACAUGCAUGGAUGGAGUGAACACUUACAACUGCCAGUGCCCACCUGAAUGGACUGGUCAGUUUUGCACUGAUGACGUGGAUGAAUGCAGUCUGCAGCCAAACCCCUGUCAGAAUGGAGGCAUGUGUAGAAACACACUCAGUGGCUACAACUGCGUGUGUUUGAACGGCUGGGCCGGCCCUGACUGCUCUGAAAACAUUGAUGACUGCGCAGUUAAGGCCUGUGCUGCCGGCUCCACUUGCAAAGACCGCGUGGCUUCCUUCAUUUGUAGCUGCCCUCCUGGCAAAACUGGUUUGCUGUGUCAAAUUGAUGAUGCCUGCACCAGUAACCCAUGCAAGAUGGGAGCUCAAUGUUACACGAACCCCGUCAAUGGCAAGUUCAACUGUAACUGCCCCUCAGGGUACAAGGGCAGCACCUGUGCAGAGGAUAUCGACGAGUGUGUGAUCGGACCAAACCCAUGUGAGCACGGUGGUUUGUGUAAGAACACAGUGGGUUCAUUCACCUGUAACUGCACUCCAGGUUACACAGGUCCACGCUGUGAGCAGAACAUCAACGAAUGUGGCUCUAACCCCUGCCAAAAUCACGCCACCUGCUUGGACCUUAAAGGAGAUUACAUUUGCUUCUGUAUGGCAGGUACUUAGAUGCGCGCUCACACACACUGUAAUAAGGUACAAGAUAUAGAAGCAGAUUGGUCUCAGUAAUCAUUUAUGCAUUUAUGUGUGUGGGACCACCAUUACUCAUUUGUUUGACUUUUAGCAUUUAGUAUGCAAAAAAAUGUCUUCCUUUAAAUUCUAACAUGUCCCUGAAAUGUACUUUUAAUUUAUUUGUGUACUGUAAGUGUAUAACACACCCAGACAAUCCACAUUAAAUUGGAGUGAAUUCCCUAUAAUUAGUCUCUAAAAAAAUCUAAACGAGCAUGAUUUAUAUGCAUAACCAUGUGUUUCUAAAUUGUAAUCUUAGGUUUGAAGAUUUGCAGUUUUCACAGUGUUUGUGUAAAGGUAAUUCUUCUGCACUCCACUGCUUCACUAGCAUUUUCAGAAAGUUACUGAAAUGGAGGGAACAUCACAGCAACUUUAAUAAAACUAUUAAUAGUUUUAAGUGUGUGGAAAAAAUUUAAAUUGGGAGGGGAAUGAAAUGGCAUAAUAAGGUCAAAGUGGAGGGCUACAUUUUAUUAUAUAUUUUUUUUAAUGUAGGUGUAAUGAUUUCUAUGUACUGGAGUUUACUGAAUAACAUAUAUAAGCCAUAAAAGGAUGUGUGAAAACAUGGAAAAAUAUAUGACUGAUUUACAAAAUAAUAA
Messenger RNA from Carassius auratus (goldfish), 1349 nucleotides. RefSeq names its product neurogenic locus notch homolog protein 1-like. Gene Ontology annotation, cellular component: cell surface; plasma membrane; signaling receptor complex. The transcript is spliced from 4 exons. The record is from RefSeq and is a predicted model, not a curated record. Gene Ontology annotation, molecular function: calcium ion binding. Gene Ontology annotation, biological process: axon guidance; Notch signaling pathway. NCBI's taxonomy places the organism in Eukaryota, Metazoa, Chordata, Actinopteri, Cypriniformes, Cyprinidae. The coding region runs from base 61 to 693 and encodes 210 amino acids.